Molecule: messenger RNA, 297 nt
Organism: Wallemia ichthyophaga EXF-994
Lineage: Eukaryota; Fungi; Basidiomycota; Wallemiomycetes; Wallemiales; Wallemiaceae
Exons: 2
Coding region: 1-297 (98 amino acids)
Source: RefSeq, a predicted model, not a curated record
AUGCCACCAAGUACAAGAGGUGAUGUUAUAUCUGAGUACGUCGAUGGCGGCUCAUUCAGUCGUAACAAGCUUAUUGCUUCUCGUGAAUCGUUGUUUGGUGGUGCAGAUGGAUCCCCUGGCAGCUUCCCAGAUAAAUUACCAAAGUCUGGUUUAACUGCUACCGAAUUGAAGCAAUUAUCGAAUGAUGACGUGAACAAGAUUGUUUCAGCUACAGGGUACAGUCAAUCUAAAGCGCAAUUAAAGUUGAAUCAGUUUAAAUGCGUCAAAGAUGUCAUAUUAGAUUAUGUAAAGGCUUAA